Messenger RNA from Diaporthe batatas, 1584 nucleotides. RefSeq lists its product as uncharacterized. Gene Ontology annotation, molecular function: ATP binding; protein kinase activity. Bases 132 to 1382 code for a protein of 416 amino acids. The record is from RefSeq and is a predicted model, not a curated record. The transcript has a single exon. Gene Ontology annotation, biological process: protein phosphorylation. Lineage: Eukaryota; Fungi; Ascomycota; Sordariomycetes; Diaporthales; Diaporthaceae.
CUUUCCCAUUUACCAAUCUCUUGUGACUUGGAUACCCAAAAUCUCAACGGCUUCAAUAUAUCUCUGCCCCACAUUCCCAUUUGUCCUUAAACUUUGUUGCCCACAAGCUUCUUUUCGAACCGGUAUUCGAGAUGGGCCACUUCGAUGACUGCACCCCAGACCAGCGCUUCACGAGCACAGGCCAUGAUUCUUUAUACAAUGGCGUCGGCACCAUUAAAGUCAUUAUUGACUGGGACCAGCGUCGGUUCAUUGCUGUUGCCACGGCUUGGAGGGAGGAGGACGAGGAUUUCUUUUUCGAUGCCCUCGCCGAGCACAUUGACGACAUCCCAGCCGACAUCGUGCAGAUUGAAGUGGGAGAGCAGGGCGAACUAUUAAACUCUACAGCCGACCUAGAUCAAGACCCGACUAUGAUCCCAUUUUACCCCUCCCCAUCGGACUAUCCAUCUCCACUACGACGAGUCCAACGCACACAACUGAUAGAGCUCGAUCGAUUGGGCGUUCAGGUCGACCUGUGUGAGGACACUUCUACAGCCGAGCCGACACAGGUCGCUUAUAAGUACUACAUCAACGAGGGAAAUAUCAGUAUUGUAUGGGACGAGUCCAACUGUCUCCUACGUAUACCAAAGCACCCGAACAUCGUUCCCUUUCACAGUCUUGUUGUCGAUCAAGUUGAAGGAGAGGAUAAAGUAGUCGGCUUUACAACGCCUUUUAUCCCUGGUGGUACUAUUCUGGACAAUAUCUCAAGACCCUUUAAGCUCAAACACCUCAAGCAACUUACAUCAACUAUCGACUACCUCAACCUCACACUCGGUAUUGUUCAUGGCGACAUCACACCAUAUAACCUUCUUAUCGACCCCACUACAGACGACCUCCUCAUUUUCGACUUCAACCUAGCCUGUAGCCUCAACAACGACAAUAAGAGCGAGAGCUACGACCCAGCACGCAACGACGUCAAGUUCGCAGCCUUCACCCUCUACGAGAUCAUCACCCGCGACACGCACCUCCGCGACGAGAACUACCCGCACGAGCUGGACGCCUCGAUGGUCCUCGGCGCAGCGGCGGCGUGGGAGAAGCACGAGGAUGUCGUCCUCGACGCCCCUGUGGAACACUACAGGCAGCACCUGGACGAGUGGAUGGCGCGGCGUGCGGGGGCCCAGGCCCAGGUGACAGCCCCCCAGGCCGUCGACUGGCCGCCGCUGCCCGAGUUUCCCGAGGUGCCGUGCUGCGGGAUGAUGAUCAGCAGGGCGGCGCAGAUGAGGCAGGAGAUGGUCCAGCGCGGCGCGGGGUUCGUGGCGUGGCAGCGGCCGCCGAGCUGUGCGCUGCCUCUCCCUGGUGGAAAGAGGCUGCUUGCUACCGGGGAGGUGGUGGAAGGGCCGCGGUGAGGCGCGGGAUUAGCAUGUGGCUUCUCCGACGUACACGUGUUUGUGCUAUGAAAGAUGGGUAUUCGGAUGGGCUUCCGGAAGCUCAGUGCUUACACCUCGUCAAUGUAGCGUUUAGGCAAAUGAUUGCGGCAUGCGAUCAACACGGAGUGGUUUCGUUCCUGAUCCCCAUACAUACUAGUAUAUAUAAACUAUACAUAAACAA